UAAAUUUGUAUUUUAUGAAUUUCAGCAAAAUAGUAGCUAACUGUUUUUUCUUGACAUUAUUAUACUUUAUUGAAAUCAUUUGAAUCCUGUUUUCUCAUCUAAAGUUGAGCAAAAUGUCCUAUUGAAUCAUUUUAACCUAUAAUAAUAAUUUGAAGACCUGUCAUUUCUUUAUUAUUAUUAAGUUAUAAUAAACAGAUGUAUGUUAACUGCUAAUAAUCUCAUUGCUUGUGUAUAGCUUGUAAUGGUUGACAAUAUUCUAGAUAUUUACUUUUCAAUGUGUGGUUAGAAAGUGUUUAAACACUGAAGAUUUUGAAAAAGAUGUUUUUAUUAUUUUCUGAAUCGGAGAAACAUACCCACUGUUCUAAAUAGUUAUAAGCAACUCUCAAAACUCACCUGAAUAAUGGAGCAGUUAGCGACAACAGAUGGACAGGUUGUAAUGCAAGCUGUGACACCUCAACAGGUACAAGUGAUGCAAAUGCCUGGACAAGUUAUCCAGGGUGCUGGAGGCCAACAGAUUAUGGUCCAUACUAUCCCCCAGGGAACUCAAGGCUUGCAACAAAUACAAGUAUUGCCAGUUUCAAGCUUACAAGCAGGCCAAGGACAAGUGCUUUUGCAGCAACCUCAACAAACUCAAAUUGUUCAGACUGCAGAUGGCCAAACUUUCAUUUACCAACCAUUGACUAUAGAUAACACAACUCUUCAGCACACUCAACCCACAGUAUUGAAUAUAAAUGGGAGCCUAGUCCAAAUACAAGGAACACCGCAAGCAACUGUAUCAGCACAACCUCAGUCCCCUACAACUCAGACUGUGGUACAACCAACCAUCACAAGUACAUCACCAAAUCAACUAGCUAUGGCUAACGGAAACUUAGUCAUGGUGAGGAACAAUAUGUCCGAUAUGUUACCAGGCACAAGUGGUGCUCAGUUUCAGAGAAUACCUCUUAACGGAACUGAGUUCUUGGAAGAAGAACCGCUGUAUGUAAACGCAAAACAGUAUAGAAGAAUACUUAAAAGAAGACAGGCAAGGGCCAAAUUAGAAGCCGAGGGUAAAAUACCAAAGGAGAGACCAAAAUAUCUGCAUGAAUCUAGACAUAGGCAUGCAAUGAAUAGAAUCAGAGGAGAAGGAGGAAGAUUCCACUCAGGUUCAGUCAAGAAAAGAAGAUCAAAUGUGAAAUCAUCUGCUUCACAUUCUGUUGUGGUUUGUAGGGAAGAAAUGAGACAAAGAGAAGAGGCUCAAGCUCAACAUAGGGCAAUGGGUAUGGCCUAUGGAAAUUUGGAAAUGCAGUCCUCAAUUGUUAUUGAGGAAGUGAUGACGGAUAUAAUAAAACCAGAUCCUUUAUAGGUUUUUAAAAGACGAAAAACAUGUUGUUAUAUUUAUUGAAACACAAAGGGGUUGAAAGCAUAUAUGUUACUUCAUUAAAUUAUUUGUUAUACACAAUAAGUAUUGCUCAUAAAAAUUUCCACCGGACAACAGAAAAAUAUUCAACGAACUAUUAUUGUUAAUGCUUCCAACUUCUUCAACGAUGUAUAUAAAAAUUGUAAAUAUUUUUUGGAUUUUUUUAAAGAGCACCUUAUUCAAACUGACUGAUUAUGUUACUUUAUAUUGAAAUAAAAAGUUUUCUAUUA
Harmonia axyridis is the source of this 1626-nucleotide messenger RNA. RefSeq names its product nuclear transcription factor Y subunit alpha (gene Nf-YA). The transcript is spliced from 7 exons. Gene Ontology annotation, cellular component: CCAAT-binding factor complex. The record is from RefSeq and is a predicted model, not a curated record. Gene Ontology annotation, biological process: regulation of transcription by RNA polymerase II. NCBI's taxonomy places the organism in Eukaryota, Metazoa, Arthropoda, Insecta, Coleoptera, Coccinellidae. Bases 401 to 1342 code for a protein of 313 amino acids. Gene Ontology annotation, molecular function: RNA polymerase II cis-regulatory region sequence-specific DNA binding; DNA-binding transcription factor activity, RNA polymerase II-specific.